UUAUUUUUUUAUGCUCAGCUAUGCACCUUUGUGGAUACACCAGUUUCUGAAAACUUCUCGGCCUCAAAACCUUCAUUUUCAGAUACAACCUUAUAAGAGAGCUCUCUUCGUCUUCUUUUUGAGGUCAGGCCGUUGAAAUCUUUGGUAAAAGAUACACCUUGCGUGCACUAGGCUACCAAAGAAAGAAUGUCAAUGCACUGACCCGGACCGCUACCUUCACCCAUGUGUAGUACCUCCGCCAAUCAAAAUUUCAAGACAGAUUUUGAUGUCCUGUGUUCAAGUCAUCUUGGACGUCAGCUGUAGCCUACUAACAGCGACUCUUACCUGCGCCUAUUUUCGUUCGGUUUCAGGUGAUACAAAUAUGUUUUUAUAACUUAAUUGUUUUAAAACGCGAAAAUGGUCACUCCUGCUCGAGUUUUUCGUAAACUUGAAGGGUUAUUUGCUGUAUAUAAGCCGUCCGGAAUUCACUGGAAACUCGUCCGUGACAACAUAGAAGCGAAUCUCCUUAAAGAAAUCAAUGCUGCCCCACCUCCUGCCCCCAAACUUGAGGUUCGUUUCCAGGCUCUACCCAGCGGAGAGUCAGGAACAUCCAAGGCACUAACUAUGGCAGCCAUUCAGUUCCCAGUCCUCGCUACUAGUCCUCAAGUGAGAGGACCACGGUAUAGGACCCUCAAGGUGGGAGUGGGCCAUCGUCUGGAUGCAUUCUCGUCUGGAGUGCUUGUUCUAGGUGUUGGACAAGCAAACAAGGCCCUGGCAGAGUUCUACAGCUCGGCUGUUACAAGGGAUUACACAUUAGAGGGGGAGUUCGGGAUGGCCACAGACGACUUUUCUGACACCGGACGCAUCAUAGAAAGGACUACAUUUGAACAUAUCACCCUGGUGAAACUGGAGAAGAUCCUGGCCAUGAUUCAGGGGGGCCAUCAGAAAGCUCUCAUCACAUACUCGGGAGUGGACCUCCAGUCUCAGGAGGCAUAUCAGCUGGCGGCUCAGGGGAUACUGCAUCCACAGAGCAAGUCUCCCAUCCUCAAGGGUCUGCGCUGCAUCCAUUUCAAGCCCCCCCACUUCACCCUUGAGGCUCAGUGUGUGAAUGAGACACAGCAUUACUUGCGCAAACUGGUCCAUGAAGUGGGUCUGGAGCUGCGCAGUACUGCCGUCUGCACAGGUGUACGACGCACACGCGAUGGGCUCUUCGGCCUUCAGGAGGCGCUCACGCGACAGCACUGGACCGCCUCAGACAUUCAGCGCACCAUCAAGGUGCACCACUCAAUGCUGAAGGACCUCAAGAAGGCCGGCAACUCUGGACAUGCAGAAGAGGAUGCUCAGCCAGAGCAGCACUACCAGCAGACAGGCACAGGAGAACACUCCACAGCCAGUAUCACUGGGACUGGCUCAAAGCAGCUGCAUUCUGCUGCAAAGGAAGCAGCCGAAAAUACACCAUCCUUAUAGGGUGUGGUUAUUAAUUACACAAAUACAAUUGUUAAGUGGGUCUUCGUGGAUGUUUGGUCAGCUACAAACAUUUUCCCCUCUUGAUGCUUGAUACUUGGAUUUGUUGGUAAUUUCUUAUGUCAGUGUUUUUUGGACAGUAUCUGUCCCAUUACUGUUUAGAUGUACCCUGUUUUCAUCAGCACGGUACCUGUGGUAUUGCUUCAGAUAAAUGUUUUCGAAUCCUCUCUCUGAAUUAUGUUUUUUCAGAAUAUAUUACAAGAUGCUAAUUAAAAUUUGUCUCAUACAUGA
Clupea harengus (Atlantic herring) is the source of this 1734-nucleotide messenger RNA. RefSeq names its product TruB pseudouridine (psi) synthase family member 2 (gene trub2). Gene Ontology annotation, molecular function: pseudouridine synthase activity; RNA binding. Gene Ontology annotation, biological process: pseudouridine synthesis; RNA processing. The record is from RefSeq and is a predicted model, not a curated record. NCBI's taxonomy places the organism in Eukaryota, Metazoa, Chordata, Actinopteri, Clupeiformes, Clupeidae.